UUUUGAUUUGGUUCAGACUUGAGUUCAGUUGCAUUCAGUGUGUUUGGGUUCAGUUCUGGAUCAAGCAACUAAAAGUAAAUAAAUAGUGGUUUGGUUACUGGUUUGAACUGGUUCAAACCAAAUUUCAAUCCAAAAGAAUGGAAGAAAAUUUAAAAAGUUGAAAUUUAUUGAAACUAUUUUCUUUGACCAUUUAUUUACUUUAACUGUACAUGAAUUUUCCUAGUUCUUGAGUUGUCAGAAAACAAUUUUUGAAAUGAAUAAUUUGUUUGAGCAAACUAAAAUACCAUCUUCCAAACUAGACCUCUGUGAUAAAGGGAUAAAUAUGAGUUUAAGGCAACAGCUCUGCCUCAAGUGGGGCAACAGGUGGGAGGAGCUGCCCUGGGGUUGGGGAUGGCUGGGAGAUAGUCUGUCUGUGGCGGAGAUAGGUUGGGGAGCCAUUAUCUUUCCUCAAUGUUGAAGAGUUAUCUUUAACUUCUGGACCAGGAGCAUUCCACUUCUCUUACCAGGAUGAAGUCUCAAAGUAUGUCUACACAGCAGUAAAAUAUCUGUGGCACCAAGUCUCAGAGUCCAGGUCUGGCUUGUGGGGCUAAAAACAGCAGUGUAGACAUUCAGGCUCAGGCCAGAGUGAGGGCUCUGAAACCCAGGGAAGUGGGAGGGUCUCAGAACUCAGGCUUGCUGUGGGGUUUUUUUGUUUUUGUUUUUUGCUGUGGAGAUGUACCCAGAGAUGGUACAGCUAUAUCUGGGCCCCCUGCUCUCUCAUGUGCUGCGCACAUAGCUCCUAAACUUCUCCUCUCUUUCACUACUCUUGUGGGCUAGCCUUCUUCGAACCUUUUCUCAUUAUAUUGGGGAAGGCCUUUCUGGUUGCAAUCACAUGUCUAAUUGUUAUUUUGUUGUUUUAUAAUGAAAAUAAGAUCACAGUAGUUUGGUGGGUGUUUUUUUUUUUUUAAAUGUUGAGCUUAAGAAAUGCUGGACCUUUAUUUUCACCAGUAACCCACAUUUUUUUUCCAGCUCAGUUUUGAUUCAGGUUCAGUACAUAGGACAAAACCAUGGUUUAGGUUAAGUUCUGGUUCAAAUAAAAAUAGUGGUUCAACCUGAUUCUCUAAUUCCGGUCUUUUCCAGAAAACUGAACUCCUCUAACCCUUCUACCUUCCCACUGCAUUCAUCAGAGCCCAGUAAACAUUUAGCUUUAAAUGAUAAUCUUAUGACUAAGGUCAGUUUCAAAGAUCUGUCAGUGGCAAAUUGAGUGUGCCUAUGAAAUGUGUGUCACACUAUGAAUUAGCAUGAUUGUGUUUUGUUCAUUUGAAGGCAACUAUUUAGGAGCAUCAUGCAUGUACCACCAGGCAUGAAUUGCACUGGUCUGGAACAUGACUGGUUAUCUCAUAUAGGUCACUGGGAUAGUUUGCUGUACACAGGACUGGGGCAGCAUUUGAGAAAAUGUGAAGUUACAAAGAUGGAUAGCUAACAGAGCCUAACAUCAGCAGUGGCCCGAGUACGUUCAGCAGAAGAGGCUCUCCCCCAGUUUUCAGAAGAAGAGGAGAUCAGAUAUGAUAGACAGCAACACCACCAAAUCUAGUGCCCCGCUCCUGGAUCAAAGGCACUUGAGGAUGGUGACUAAAGAUGGACACAGCACACUACAGAUUGAUGGGACCCAAAGGAAAGGUCUGGCAUACCUACGAGAUGCUUGGGGAAUACUAAUGGACAUGCGCUGGCGAUGGAUGAUGCUAGUCUUUGCUGCUUCUUUUGUCAUCCACUGGCUAGUCUUUGCAGUGUUCUGGUACCUCCUGGCCGAGAUGAAUGGGGACCUGGAGUUGGAUCAUGAUGCCCCACCUGACAACCACACCAUUUGUGUUAAGUACGUCACCAGCUUUACAGCUGCUUUCUCCUUCUCCCUGGAGACACAGCUCACUAUUGGUUAUGGCACCAUGUUCCCAAGUGGGGACUGUCCUAGUGCUAUCGCCCUGCUUGCCAUACAGAUGGUCCUGGGGCUCAUGUUGGAGGCCUUCAUCACAGGUGCUUUUGUGGCAAAGAUUGCCCGUCCAAAGAAUCGAGCAUUCUCCAUCCGCUUUACUCAUUCUGCAGUAGUGGCACACACAGAGGGCAAGCCAUACCUUAUGUUCCAGGUGGCCAACACUCGUCCCAGCCCACUCACCAGCGUUCGGGUUUCAGCUAUUCUUUACCAAGAACAGGAGAAUGGUCAGCUGCAUCAAACUAGUGUGGAUUUCCACCUGGACAGUACCACAUUAGAGGAGUGUCCAUUCUUUAUCUUUCCACUGACCUACUACCACUCCAUUACCCCAUCUAGUCCUCUACGUGUUCUCCUCCAAGGGGAUAUCCCUCGCCAUUUUGAGCUAGUAGUCUUCCUCUCAGCAAUGCAGGAGGGCACAGGGGAAACAUGUCAAAGGAGGACAUCCUACCUCCCAUGUGAGGUCAUUCUACACCAUCGCUUUGCUUCUAUGCUGGCCCGAGGUGCCAAAGGGGAAUAUCAGAUCAAGAUGGAGAAUUUUGAAAAGACUAUUCCAGAGUUCCCAGCUGCAGCAGACUCUAAGAGUCCAAAGAGGACUGACAUGAAGAUCCGCAUCAAUGGACAGCACACUGACAGCUUCCAGAUUUCUGACACUAGUCUGAUAGAAUAGAAUUUGGACUUGGUGCCAGUUUGUUUUUUUUUUAAUUACAUUAAACUUUCAGGUUAAACUUUCAGCCUUCCUUUUCCCCCCUAUUUUCUUUUGUGCUCUUUCCCUUUUCUCCAUCCUUUUCAUUGCAGUAUAGUGUGCAGAGUAAAAAAGCAUAAAGUGCACAUGUAAACUGAUGAGAAGCUGUUUUAACUGCACAGAAUAGAACGUCAGGGACAAGUACCACACUACAAGUUGUGGGAAAGUACUAGUGCUACCUGCUGAAUUCACUAGACUAUGAUUAAAACUGCACUGAGCCUGAAGUGUGAGACUUGCAGACUCCCACAGUUGACCAAAACCUAAUUAAAUGGUAUGUGGGUAGGACACUAUAGCAAAAUAUGCAGCAACAGUACAAUAGAAGACUUAAUCUAAAAUUAAUCUGAGGUUAAAUUACACUAGUUUGGGGAUCAGCAAUGAGGUAGUUCCAAGAUUGUUAUAACCCUUUUACAUUAAAACUUUCUGGAUACAUGGUUACAUCAAUUUUCAGAUGGCUGAACAUCCUACUAAAAUCACUGACAGUCUUUUCAGUGGCAGUGAAAUGUAUAAUAGAUGUACUUGUUUAUUACAUGAAAUCAAGAGUACUGACUGCAGUUCUUCAUUCCACCAGGUCAGAAGGGAAUAUAAUCUCUGUGACAGAUCUGUGAAGACAGCGAGUGCCAAAAAUCCUAAGUGUAUAUAUGUGACACACAUGCUACAGUGGAGAUAUUUUCAUAUUUGGAAACAUUUAAUAAAUUAUUUCAGCAGUAGAAAACAGACUGUUAUACAGCAAUUCAUGUUCUUGCAUGUCUCUUGGCACAGUGAAAUUUUGUGUUCUCAGCUUUGCACAUUUUACACUUCGAGUAGUCUGGCACUACAGGAUGCACUAUAUCUACCAAGAACUGCAUCCAUUUAUAUUUUAUGCUUUUUAAUAUAAAUAUCUAUAUCUGUAUACACAGCAUAUAGAUAAAUCAUAUCUACAAAAUCAGACACAUUUGAAUUAAUUUUAAAAUAAAAAAAUUGAAAUAAGUGCUUAUUCAUGGGACUUUUUUGCCAGGAGUGCCUCGUAAGAAUACCAAGAAGAAAGAACCGUGCUCCUAUAUGCAACAAUUUCUAAUAUGAUCAAAUGGGUUAACAGUUAAGUGGACUGUCUGCUGUCAAUUCACAGCUUCUCAGCAACGGAAUGCAGCUUUAAAAUGGCUAUUCUGUAUUCAGACUGAAAGAACCAGCAGUUACCAUCAAAAUAAAUGUUGCCAUCCAAGGAUAAUUAAAUGACUUUUCCCAGCAAUAAAUGUGGCAUAACCACUACUAGGCAGUUUAGAUAAAACUAUGUUUACACACUGGAGCUGAUUUUAUUAUAAAGUGACCUACAGCAGGAUAUAUAAUCUGAAGCCAUAUGAGGCGGGCGCUGUCUAGUGGAAGUCUUUUUUUCAAACCCAGAAGUACAGAGGUUGUCAAGCUCUGGUCAUGGAGAACCUGGUAAGAUAGCUGUUUUGUCAUAAGGUGCCAGCUGCACCUUAUUUCCAGAAGGUAAUUUCUAUUAAAAAGACAGCUAAAGAGAUAUUAAAAUAUUAUUACUUUUCCAUGUUAACUAUAGUUGUAGUUGUCACAGGAAUGUGUUAUGUACCAUAGGAAGGAGGAGGUCCAUGCAAAACUGGAGAGCAGGUGGCCAAUCUCUGAAUUCAAAAAUAGUUCAUUACUCUGAAAAUGUUUCCAUAUUCCUUCCCUACAACUCUACAGGCUUCAAGGGCUGGUUUUAUUAUAGAGAAUGGAUACUUUAAAUAUUAUGUCUUUCAUUCUCAGUAUAAUGGAACCAUAUUUUAGCCCACUGUAGUGCCUGUACAGUAAUAGCAAACACCAUGUUGUAUUAAUACAUUAAAUUGCGUUUGCUCUCACUUUUCAUAGUUGGUCUCGCACAUGCACUUUGAAGUUCAGCUUCAUAACAUUAUUGGUCACACUCCCAAGAUAUGGAAAGUAGUGGUGAUGGGGGGGUGGUUGUACUAUAUUUAUCCUUUUCUAUUUUUAAGCCCCAAACCAAUAUCCUAAAAGUACUGAGGACAACCCUUAAAAAGCAGCAGCAGAGCAAGAAAUUGUACUGUAAAUACUUCAUUAAGCAUGGAAUAAAGUACAAAUAGUUCAAAUACGAGGAAGGAGCUUCUUUACAUAUAUUGACAAUUCUCCACUUUAAGUCACAUAAUCCUGUAUAAUUCAAUUAUUCUGCAAUUCUGGAGUGUAAUAAUACAUCUCGGUCUAUACUAAGGACAUUGAAUGGUGAGACCCUACCAGAGCUAUGAACAUACCCAGGUAACAUAAGGAUCCUUAGAGUCAGGGUAAUUCUGACUAUAUCAUACUGAGUAUUUUGAAUUUUAGAUCUUCGGUCCUUAAAACUAUCCUUUUUUAAACCAUUCAUUAUAGCUGUUUUUAACUUUUAAAAGCAACAAGUUUAAAAAAGAGGUAAAAAAUGUUCAUCAUAAAAAUAAUUAAGCAUGUUCUUUUUAAUAUUCAAGUAUUCCUCACAUAACAAGCAUAAAUAUGCACUCAGAUGGAAAUCUAUUUGCCACAUUUAACACUGACUUUCUAAGUGUCUUGUAAAUCAAACAUUUGUAAUGUGUUAACAGUAAAACAUGUAUUUGCUGAUCACUAUUCCUGCUUGGAAACUGAUGGACUUGUUUAAGAUCAGAUGCUGUGUAAAAACUGGCAGGGCAUUUGCCUUUCUGUGUGAUUUUUCUAGAUGUCCAUAAUCUAACAUAUGACUUGUUUAAUUGGCAAAUAAUCUAAGCCUUUGAGAAGAAUUUUUGGGUAUUUCUGGCUGAAAGCCAUAGGGUCAAUGGCAAUUUGCAUAGUAAUUCCUGCAAUGAAUAGUGUACCUUUGCCUUGAAUAUCAAUACCAAGACUGAAGGUUGCUGUUCAGUUUGUGAAUUGAUCGCAUCAACUGGAAAACACAUUCUGAAUGCUAAAGAAUUUGAUCAUUAGCAGUACAUCAAUUAUAAAACAUUUGAAAAUUAAUCCUAUUUAUUGGGCAAUUUGUACAGGUUUUCUUAAUUUUUUUUUUUAAACUAAGAUAUUUUCCUGGGGUCCCAUUAUUUCUGAAUUAUCAAAAUAUUCUAGAGUGGUUUAUUGCCUGCUUUCUAGUUCCUACUUAAUCUAUGACAUUUUGACGACCCACAACACAGAGGGACACGAAGAGCUGGUGAUUCAGUGAAUAUCUGGUCAGAGAGUACUCAAAGGCCUUAUUGGAGAACACACUAUUAUUGGUUAGUUUGGGCAAAGAAGAUGCUGUUGGUGGAAAGUGCAAAAUUGAGAACUUAAAUCCCUUGUCAGGUUUAGCAUGGAUAAUGGUAACAAGUCACUGCACUCCUUUUCUAAUGAAUUUCAUCCCUGAACUUGAGAGAGCAUCUCUCGUUGAUAAAUUUACUUGCAUGCCAAUUCACUCCUUCACCUCUUGGCUAAGAUUGCUAACAGUGCAAACUGUUUUUUUUGUGAUAGGAAUGUGUCCACUAGGAAGUGAAACUAGGUUCCUUUUGACCCCAAGUCAUUUUACAUAAGCCACUAAAGGACCAUUACAUAGCAGUGACUUUUUCCAUUACUGACCAAGGUUGAAAUCAAACCAAAUCAUCAUUGACCAGCCCUUUUUGGUUAGGAGACAAAGGAAAGUUGUCAAGAUUUUCCUUCUCCGGGGCACACAAAUCCUUAAAGGAGUGACAGGCAAAUCUAAGUGGAUAUAGUUAUAACCCUGAGAGUAUUUUAUAUUAAAAAUCUGAACAGUUUACAAAUAUGGCCUUCAGCCAUAUCACCUCAUGCUGUGAUCCUGUCUGUUCUCACAAGCUAAACAGGAUCAGACUGGGACAGUACCAGAAAGAGAUGCGAAAGAAACAGGUGCAGCAGCAAGUUAUGUCAAUGACCUGGUAGUUGGUAUUCUUCCCUUUGAGUAAAUACUAAACCAAUAACUCAGAAAUCUGUUAGGGGGACACACACUUUCAGAUGAGACACAAAGCCACGGUCUUGACCACUUGUGGUUACUAAAGAUCCAAAGACAUGCUUCGUAGGAAGAGAAGCAUUAAUCCUGGCAUAAUUCCAGCUAGGGUAAUUACAUUCUGUAUACCGAAAUUCCUCAUGUCAUUUCACUUAGAAGAGAUCUGCUUCUCAUCCUUAAGUGACAUAGUGUCAAUCUGCAUUGCUAAACUGCUGCUGUGGUUUCAUUAAUAAAUGAAGUGAAUUCUGUGCAUAGUUUGGUAAAAUUGCUAAGUGUUUUCACAUCCAUCAGGACGAAAAGGUGCUAAAAUAAAUGUAAUAUCAUUAAAUCAAGUUUUGUUGUAGCCACUAGUGCCUCCAGUCUGCCAUUUCUACCCUCAUUUGCC
Dermochelys coriacea (leatherback sea turtle) is the source of this 7003-nucleotide messenger RNA. It is a transcript of the gene KCNJ13, whose product is annotated as potassium inwardly rectifying channel subfamily J member 13. The record is from RefSeq and is a predicted model, not a curated record. Gene Ontology annotation, biological process: potassium ion import across plasma membrane; regulation of monoatomic ion transmembrane transport. Bases 1545 to 2633 code for a protein of 362 amino acids. Gene Ontology annotation, molecular function: inward rectifier potassium channel activity. The transcript has 5 exons. Gene Ontology annotation, cellular component: plasma membrane. NCBI's taxonomy places the organism in Eukaryota, Metazoa, Chordata, Testudines, Dermochelyidae.